AUGUCUGAUGACGAUGAUUUCAUGCAAGACUCGGCGGACGAAGAUUAUGACUUUGAAUACGAGGACGAUGAAGACGACGAGUCCGGCGAUAUCGGAAUCGAAAACAAAUACUAUAAUGCGAAGCAGAUGAAGGUGGACAAUCCGGAGGAGGCGGUGGACGAGUUCCUCGGCCUGCCUGCGAUGGAACAAGACAAAAGCGAAUGGGGGUUCAAAGGAUUGAAACAAGCCAUCAAGCUGGAAUUCAAGCUCGGACGAUAUAGCGAUGCCGUCGAACACUACCGAGAACUCCUCACAUACGUCAAGUCCGCGGUGACUCGCAAUUACUCCGAAAAGUCUAUCAAUAAUAUGCUCGACUACAUCGAAAAGGGCUCCGACGAUGCGGAGGCAUAUCAAUGCAUGGAACAGUUCUACUCCCUCACCCUCGACUCCUUCCAGAAUACCAACAACGAGCGACUCUGGCUGAAGACGAAUAUCAAAUUAUCCCGGCUCUGGCUGGAGCGAAAGGAAUACGGCCAGCUGGGCAAGAAGGUGAAGGAGCUGCACCGGGCAUGCCAGCGGGAGGAUGGAACCGAUGAUAGCAGCAAGGGCACCUACUUGCUCGAGCUGUACGCCUUGGAGAUUCAGAUGUACGCCGAAAUGAAGAACAACAAACGCCUCAAGGCACUCUACCAACGAGCACUGCGUGUCCGGUCGGCUGUACCCCACCCGAAGAUUAUGGGCAUCAUCCGAGAAUGCGGCGGCAAGAUGCAUAUGAGCGAGGAGAAUUGGAAGGAGGCGCAGAGUGAUUUCUUCGAGUCGUUCCGCAACUACGACGAGGCGGGCUCGAUGCAGCGAAUCCAAGUGCUCAAAUACCUCGUUCUGACCACGAUGCUCAUGAAGUCCGACAUCAACCCGUUCGACUCGCAAGAGACCAAGCCCUACAAGAACGACCCCCGGAUAUCCGCCAUGACCGAUCUGGUGGAUGCCUUCCAACGCGACGAUAUCCACGCCUACGAAGCCGUCUUGAGCAAGCACCCGGACGUGCUAGCCGACCCCUUCAUCGCGGAGAACAUCGAUGAGGUCAGCCGGAACAUGCGCACGAAGGCCAUCCUCAAGCUGAUUGCCCCAUACACCCGCUUCUCCCUGCAGUUCAUCUCCAAGCACAUCAAGAUCUCCGUGCCCGAGGUGCUCGAGAUCCUCAGCUUCCUGAUUCUCGACAAGAAACUCAAUGCCAAAAUCGACCAGGAGAACGGUACCGUGGUGGUGGAUAGCGCGAGCGACGUAGAGCGUCUGCGCGCCCUGGACGAGUGGAGCUCCUCCCUGAAGAGCCUCUGGCAGACCGCUCUGAACGGCGAGGGUUUCCGCCCCGAGGAGGGCGGCCACGGCCACGGCCAGAGCGGUCCGGUCUUCCCCUCAGGCUUUGGUGACGACUCCCCUGUCGGCUACCGGCCGCUGAACCUGAACCCGCAUCCGAGAAAGGACACUCGCGGCCGGCCGUUCGGAGGCCAGUUGGCAGGCGCGUCGUAA
This is a messenger RNA of Penicillium canariense, 1506 nucleotides long. RefSeq lists its product as uncharacterized. The transcript has 4 exons. Bases 1 to 1506 code for a protein of 501 amino acids. Lineage: Eukaryota; Fungi; Ascomycota; Eurotiomycetes; Eurotiales; Aspergillaceae. Gene Ontology annotation, biological process: protein deneddylation. Gene Ontology annotation, cellular component: COP9 signalosome. The record is from RefSeq and is a predicted model, not a curated record.